AUCAAUUUUGUGAAGUUAUAUACAUACUGCAGAUAUUUUUUUUAUUUUUUAUGGCUAUAGUUUAAAGAAGUUAAAAAAAUUAAAUGGAAGACCUGCAACAGUGUUACAAUACUGGUUGUGGCUCGAAGUUCAAUGCAAAGGAAAAUAUAGAAGAUGUUUGCCAGUAUCAUCCUGGUGCACCAGUAUUUCAUGAUGCUUACAAGGGCUGGUCCUGCUGUAAAAAGAGGUCCACAGAUUUUACCGAGUUUCUGAACAUUCCAGGAUGUAGCAAGGGGUUACACAACCCUAAUAAGCCAGAAAAAGAAGAGAAGAAAGUUGAAAAGCCUUUAGCUGUUGGCGAGGUCAUAUCUGAUGGAGCACCUAAAAUGAUGAAGUUUAAGGCGCCCAAUGUUGCGACUGAGCGUCCUAGCGAUGAUAUCCCAAAGAUUAAAUUAAAGUCAAAAGUAGCAAGCUCAUUAACCAUGGCUUUAAAGAAACACAAAGAAAAAGAAGAAAAAGAGAAAGAAAAGAUAAAUGGUGAAGAAAGUGACGCAGUUAGAAUUGGUGCACCAUGCAAACAUGGUGGCUGUGAUGCUAAAAACCUAGGCGGUGAUAAUAACUCAAUAGAAUGCACUUAUCAUCCAGGAUAUGCAGUUUUUCAUGAAGGAUAUAAGUUUUGGUCGUGUUGUAACAAAAGAACUUCUGAUUUCAAUGAAUUUUUGAAGCAGGGCGGAUGUGAGAUUGGAAAACACGAAUGGAUGAAGCCAAGUGAGGUCGCGGCAAAGAAAUCAAUGUGUAGAUACGAUUGGCAUCAAACUGGUUCGAAUGUACUAAUAUCAAUUUUUGCUAAAGUGUGCGAUCCGGAAAUAUGCAUUGUCGAAGCAAAUCCAACUAGUGUGCAAGCAACAAUAGCAUUUAACGGUGGAACUGACGUUUUCGAACUUAACCUUAUUUUAAACGGGGUGAUCGAUCCAGAACAAAGCUCGGUUGAAUACCUAGGAACGAAAGCAGAAAUCAAACUAAAAAAGAAAGAAGCAUUUAGCUGGCCCAAACUCGAAUAUCUGAGCUCGGAAUAAUUUUUUGCAGUGCAACAUGCAUGAAGAUUUUCAGACUUUUGCUUAUGGAUUGGUUAGUGGAUAGAAUUGUGGUGAUGAUGUCAUUAUAGUCACGUUUAGAUCGCGAAGAGAAAAUUUAGAUAGUCCUGUAUAUUAUACAUAGAGCUUUAACAAAAAAAAACAGAUGCAAGUUUUGUUAAGUGCAGCCAUAUUUUUUACAAUUCGAAUGUAUUUUAUGUUGAGCAGUUACAGUGCAAGUUAUUAAA
This is a messenger RNA of Hydractinia symbiolongicarpus, 1300 nucleotides long. RefSeq names its product cysteine and histidine-rich domain-containing protein 1-like. The transcript has 13 exons. Bases 84 to 1055 code for a protein of 323 amino acids. The record is from RefSeq and is a predicted model, not a curated record. NCBI's taxonomy places the organism in Eukaryota, Metazoa, Cnidaria, Hydrozoa, Anthoathecata, Hydractiniidae.